Molecule: messenger RNA, 1443 nt
Organism: Elaeis guineensis (African oil palm)
Lineage: Eukaryota; Viridiplantae; Streptophyta; Magnoliopsida; Arecales; Arecaceae
Product: hydroxyproline O-galactosyltransferase HPGT3
Cellular component (GO): Golgi membrane
Molecular function (GO): galactosyltransferase activity
Source: RefSeq, a predicted model, not a curated record
CGUAGCUCAACCAAACAUUGUCUCCUUUUUGCCCAUUUGGGAUCCAUCGUCCUCCGUUCGGAUCCGAUUGUCGCAGGAGAAACCGAAGCUCUCUCGAGGCGAAGAUCGCAAAGAUUUUGUCUUUGGGCGGAUGGAAAGCGGGCACCUCCCCAUCCGGGAGAGCCUGGCGAGCGCCAUGAGGCACGAGCGCCGAUGGCGAGCCCACUCCUCUUCCUCUCAAUCGAGCAAGGCCCCCUUGAUUAUGGGAUUCUUGUCUUGCCUCGCCUGGCUCUACGUUGCCGGCCGGUUGUGGCAGGAUGCCGAGAACAGAAUACUACUAUCCGGUCUGCUUCAGAAGAAUUCUGGCCAUGCGCCAAAGAUUCUUUCGGUGGAGGAUAAGCUGAUGAAUCUUGGAUGCAAAGAAGUUGGACGGAAGAUAGUCGAGGCUGAGAUGGACCUGACGUUGGCUAAGAGUAAGGGGUUCUUGACGCAGAAUGGGUCUUCUUCAAGGAAGAAGCUUCUUGCCGUCAUUGGAGUCUAUACUGGAUUUGGGAGUCGCCUCAAAAGGAACAUAUUUAGGGGUUCUUGGAUGCCAAGAGGUGAUGCCUUAAAGAAACUUGAGGAAAGGGGUGUGGUCAUUCGCUUUGUAAUUGGUCGGAGUGCUAAUCGGGGUGAUAGCUUGGACCGUAACAUUGAUGAUGAAAAUCGUCAGACAAAAGAUUUUUUGAUUCUUGAAAGCCAUGAGGAAGAUGCUGAAGAGAUGCCCAAAAAAGCUAAAUUCUUCUUCAGUGCAGCAGUAGAAACAUGGGAUGCAGAGUUUUAUGUUAAAGUUGAUGACAGUAUCAACCUUGACCUGGAUGGGUUAAUUGAGAUUCUAGAAAGCCAUCGUGCUCGCAAGAGUGUGUAUAUGGGCUGCAUGAAGUCUGGAGCUGUCAUAAGUGAAGAGGGAAAGCAGUGGUACGAACCUGAGUGGUGGAAAUUUGGAGAUGCAAAGUCGUACUUUCGUCAUGCUGCUGGUUCACUGAUUGUCCUGUCAAAAAAUUUGGCUCAGUACAUCAACAUAAACAGCGCAUCUCUGCAGACCUAUGCUCAUGAUGAUACAUCAAUUGGCUCAUGGAUGAUGGGUCUUGAUGCUACCUAUGUCGAUGAUGAUCGGCUUUGUUGCAGCAGUUCUAGACAAGAAAAGGUCUGUUCUGGGGCUUGAGGAAUUCUCUGUUGUAUGGCUUGAGGAGCAAAGAACAUGUUGAUAUUGCUGACAAGUAUUUUUUUCUUUUAAGCACAUCUUGUAUCUUACAAACUAUUGGUUGUUGGUAUAUCAUGAUGCACAGAUUUAUGAUUUACUACAGUUUGAAAUGAAUGAAAUGGACUUCGAGAACCUCCUCCAAUUAGAGGAAUAUGAGAAUACCGAAUCCAUGGUGACAACCAAACCAGCCUUUCAUAUGGUUGAUACACAAGGAUUUUUUU